AUGAGGGACUUCGUGACAGAACCAAAGCUGAACUUGUUCUUGAAGUCGAGCUGGGAGCUGCCUGACCUGCGAGAAGGAAGAGUAAAAGCCAUCAGUGAUUCAGAUGGUGUGAGCUACCCCUGGUACGGAAACACCACAGAAACUGUGACUCUGGUUGGGCCCACUAACAAGAUCUCCAGGUUCUCGGUGAGCAUGAAUGACAAUUUCUACCCCAGUGUGACUUGGGCUGUCCCCGUGAGCAACAGUAAUGUGCCGCUGCUGACUAGGAUUAAAAGGGACCAGAGCUUUACCACGUGGCUAGUGGCCAUGAACACCACCACCAAGGAAAAGAUCAUCUUGCAGACUAUAAAGUGGAGGAUGCGAGUGGACAUUGAGGUUGAUCCCAUGCAGCUGCUGGGGCAGCGGGCACGGCUGGUGGGAAGGACUCAGCAGGAGCAGCCCCGGAUCCUCAGCAGGAUGGAGCCCAUCCCACCAAACGCACUAGUGAAACCCAAUGCCAACGAUGCCCAAGUCCUCAUGUGGAGACCCAAGCGAGGACAGCCGAUAGUCGUGAUACCUCCCAAGUAG
Merops nubicus (carmine bee-eater) is the source of this 567-nucleotide messenger RNA. It is a transcript of the gene FAM78B, whose product is annotated as family with sequence similarity 78, member B. NCBI's taxonomy places the organism in Eukaryota, Metazoa, Chordata, Aves, Coraciiformes, Meropidae. The record is from RefSeq and is a predicted model, not a curated record. The transcript has 2 exons. Bases 1 to 567 code for a protein of 188 amino acids.